GUUGUAGACUGAAGAAUUAAUUCAUGAUGUGAACUAAAUUUAUCAACGCAAGCUUCAUUACUUUUCACGAACUUGAUAUAAUUAUUUGAUAAAUGGUGUUAAAUAAAUAAUUAUUUUAGUGACACGCAGAGAUAGAUGUGAUAUCAAAUAAUAAUAAUAAUAGAUGGAACAAAACGUGUAAUUAUUAUAUGUGUGUGGUGUGAGUGUGUUGUGACGUUAUACCGUGUUCACGGACGUGUCUAAGCGUGACUCACGAUUCUUCUUAAUUCCUCGAGUGUAUAAUUAGCACAAGGAUCGUUCUAACUCGUCGUUUAGUUAUUUUUCCCAUUGUUCCGUGCGAUUUUCAUCGCGAGCGUGCGAAAGAUUUGUGACGAUGCGAUAUAUGUUGUGUUCGAUGUAAGGUGUGUUUAAGCCCCUCUCUCUCUUUUCCUUUUACUCUCGCAUGCAUCUUUCGUCCCACGGUGUUACUCGUGCUGGCGGAGCAGACGAGAUUAUGUAUCCAGCUCACCGGCCGGUAAGAAGCGCCGCGCCGCCGCGCCGGUUGAUCCGCAAGAAAAAUCCGCAACUUUGUGCCUCGGAAUUUUUCCACGGAAUGCGUAUAGAACUCUCUCUCGAGCGUCUUUUCACUCAAGUUUCAUUGAAAGGGUAUACCGCCGCUUGAUGCCCCUGGCGCGAGUUCGGAAGCGGUAGACUUGUCGAGAGGCGACCAGAAGGAAGACGAGAACGAACGUUUGGAGGAGCCAGUCGCCCCGGCGAGUCAAGAGAUGGGUUGCUGCGGUUGUGCGGACGAGCCUUCGUCCAAAGUGGAACCCACGACACCUGAUAGUCAAGGCUCGCCGUCGAAUUAUUCGGAUCAGAUAUUUGUCAAGGACCGAUCAUGCACCGAUUUUCUGGCUAUAAUCGUCGUACUCGUUUUGGCGGGUGGUUCCAUCUUCAUGAUGACGAAUGUGGUAAAGAAGGGUGACAUUUACCGCGUGAUAAAUGGAAUCGAUGAUUGCGGAAACGUCUGCGGCCGCGUAACCUCGCACGAAAGCGACCCGAAAUUUGCGUGCAAGGGUGCCGAUCAUACCAGAAAACCGUAUCUUGAGAUUGAUAUUGAAGCCAAUGGAGUGAAGCAACGUAGGUGCGUGGCAAAUUGCACAGUGGACGAAAACAAAAGAUUAUUCCUGAAUCGCUGUAUACACAAGAAGGUGACAGAAACUCUUAAUUCUAUAAUAAGGGGCCUUCGUUUGGACAGCUUUUACAAUGACGCAGUUACUGAUCUGGGAAUCGCAUGGCUCGAAUUGAUUUACCUUUUGCUCAUAGCUUUGGCACUUUCUCUCGGUAUCCUGGUGGCCUUCCGCUAUAUGGUACAAUAUGUCAUUUAUGUCGUAUUGAUCGGCGCAGUUUUGGCUUGCAUCGGCGGCACAACGUAUCUCUGGCUAGCGUGGUAUCGCGAGAAGAAGAGCACGGAUAAGGGUGAAAUUGACCCGGAGGAUUCCAGCGUGGAGCCUUACUUGAUCUACGCUAUUAUUAUGUCGGUCGUUGCUGUCAUCGUGCUUCUGGUGAUUCUGGUGAUGAGAAAGAGAAUCGAGCUGGUCAUGCACCUUUUCCGGGAGGCGGGUAAAGCCGUGUAUUCGAUGCCGGCAUUGCUGUUUCAGCCGAUUUAUACGUAUUUGCUGAUCGGGUUCACGGUAGUAGCGUGGGUCUACUGUAUGUUAUGGAUCGAGAGUGCCGGUGACAUUUAUUUGAAUAAGAAAGGUCACAUUCGUUUCAAGAAGGAUGGAUUGCUCAUUGCAACAAGGUGGUACAAUCUGUUUUUAUUCUUCGUGGCGUGUGAAUUCUAUUUGGGUUGCCAGCAUAUGGUCGUCGCUUGCGCUGUUGCCCGAUGGUUCUUUACGAGGGACAAAAAACGUCUUUCUUUACCAGUGGCGAAAGGUUUCGGAUAUCUCAUAAGAUAUCAUAUGGGGACCGUGGCUUUCGGGGCUUUGAUAAUAGGCGUUGUUCGAGUGAUCAGAGCCAUGAUCUCCUUCGUCCAAAAUCAUCUGAAACAAUACGACAACGCUUUCGUGAAAGGAAUACUAUGGUGUUGCCAGUGUUGUCUCUGGUGUUUCGAGUGUGCUCUAAAAUUCCUCACUAGGAAUGCUUACAUUGAGACAGCCAUAUACGGAUGCAACUUUUGCACAGGCGGAAAGAAAGCGUUCCAAGUUUUGUCCAGCAACAUUUUGCGAGUAGCGGCGAUUAACAGCGUUGGUGACUUCGUAUUGUUUUUGGGAAAAGUCCUCGUCGUCACUCUUACGGUUGUUUCGGGGAUUUAUUUGAUGCAGGUACAGAAGAAAGAAGGACUCAAUCAUCCUUGGAUACCAAUCACUCUUGCGGGGAUAAUCGCAUUCCUGGUCGCGCAUUGCUUCAUAUCCAUCUACGAGAUGAUCAUUGACACGAUAUUUAUAUGCUUCUGCGAGGACUGCGAGAAAAAUGACGGCAUCAACCGACCUUAUUUCAUGAGCCGCGGUUUGAUGGAAUUCGUGGAGAACAGCAAGAAAGCUUUGAGGCAGCUGGAACAACAAGGUGCCACAUAACAAGCGUUAAGCAUUAGAUUUCUUUUUCUUUUUUAAAGAAUGCAUUGUGGAUUGUUUCGAAAAUUUUUCAAUUUUUGGCCAGUGUAACGAUCGGUGUAGAACAUACGCAGGAUAGAAUGUUACUGUAUGUUCUUUUAAUGUAUACAUCUUCGGGAGAUAAUCGUGAAAUUGCGAAAAGGAAACAGAAAUAGCUUCUUUUCCCAUACGCACAAGCUGUCUUCUGAACAUGCAACACAGUUAUCAAAGUCGUUCCACAUCAAUGAUGCAAGAUAAUGCGCACAAUCGAUUGCUUCGAUCAAUCCGACGGACUGACUACAUUACGAGGAAUGUUACGAAUCAUUCUAUUUUCGAAGUUCCUAUUUCUAAAAAUAUUUUUUUAUAUGAUAAAAUAGCUUUUCUACAUAAACUUAGCCGAGAUAGAUGUGACGCCCGCCACAAUUGUUGCGAAUACGCUGAUUUCACAGCCUCAACUUACGACGCGUAUUCUUCGUACACGUGUAACUCUUCGACAGAAGUGAUUAAGGAACAAAUUAAUUUAUAAGACGCCGAUUCUAGAGUAUAAGUUUAUAAAGUUAUAUCGUUACGAUUGUACCCGUUCUCUGUCACUGUAAAUAUUUCUUUUUUUAUAAAGUGCCUACGACGGAUAAAGUUUUCAUUUUGAUACAUAUGCCGUAUAAGAUUAUAACUGCUCUGAUACUAAUGAUAUAGCUGUACUAUUUUGGAAGCGAAAUAUGUAUGAGAUUAAUAUUAUAUUGUACGUUAUCAACGGACAAAACUCACAAAUAAAAAAGUUUAUGACAUAAGCCUAA
Messenger RNA from Temnothorax curvispinosus, 3367 nucleotides. Its product is annotated as choline transporter-like protein 1. Bases 765 to 2558 code for a protein of 597 amino acids. Gene Ontology annotation, cellular component: membrane. Gene Ontology annotation, biological process: transmembrane transport. NCBI's taxonomy places the organism in Eukaryota, Metazoa, Arthropoda, Insecta, Hymenoptera, Formicidae. The record is from RefSeq and is a predicted model, not a curated record. Gene Ontology annotation, molecular function: transmembrane transporter activity. The transcript is spliced from 17 exons.